GAUGACAGACGAAGAAACAGAAGGAGAUGUUGUUCCAGUAAGGUCUUGUGACGACAUUGUUAUACCUAGAAGAUCGAUUCGUCCGGACCAUGAUAUUAGUUUCACCAAAAAAAUUGCUUUUGGUAUCGGCCAUUUUUACAAUGAUCUCUGCGCAAGCAUGUGGUUUACAUAUUUCAUGAUUUAUAUGGAAAAAGUAUUAAAAUUUCAAAGUAGUCGAGCUGGAAUGUUAAUGCUGAUUGGGCAGGUGACAGACGCAAUUUCCACUCCGUUAGUUGGGAUAUUCAGUGACUCUAACAUACUUCCUGCGUGUUUUGACAAAAUUGGAAGAAGGAUGUCAUGGCAUCUCAUAGGUACCGUGUUGGUUUCUUUAUCAUUUCCUAUGAUUUUCAAUAAAUGUUUUUUGUGUAAGAGUACUACUUCUGAAUGGCUAAAAGUACUCUGGUUUGUUCCGUUUAUUAUGGUGUUUCAAUUUGGAUGGGCUUCAGUACAGAUAUCUCAUUUGGCUCUAAUUCCCGAAUUAUCCUCCGUACCCGCAAGCAGAGCCACUAUGAAUUCCUUAAGAUAUGCUUUCACAGUCAUUGCAAAUUUAUCAGUUUACUUUGCACUGGCAUGGCUUCUCUCAGAAUCUACAGGACAUACUUCAAUAGGGCCAUGGGAUUUCAGUCAUUUUAGGCUAGCAGGAUGGCUAGUAGUGGUUCUGGGAAUUACCGUAGCUUUUGUGUUUUAUGCAUUUACCAGGGAACCAACCAAUUAUCGACGGUUCAGCCGGUUGAACUCAUUUUCUUCGGAUGCAAGCGAGCUGGUCCGCAUGCACUGGACCAGUUGGUUUGGGCAUGUUCAGUUUUAUCAGAUUGCUCUACUCUAUAUGCUUUCUCGACUGUACAUAAACAUCUCGCAAGUCUAUUUCCCAUUCUAUAUUACAAUGACACAAAACUAUGAAAAAAAAUAUGUAGCAAUUUUACCAAUGGUGGCAUAUCUCUCAUCGUUUUCCGUAUCAAUGGUAAACAGCCUACCUGUUGUGAGCAAACUUUCCAAAAAAAUACUGUAUAGUUUCGGAUUGGCAUCCGGUAUGCUAUCAUGUGCUGUCAUGAUGCUUGACUUACCAGGAUGGAAAAUUUACGCACUGGCUGUUGGAAUUGGAAUCGCACAGGCAAUAUUAUUGAUAACCUCACUGUCAAUCACGGCUGAUCUGAUAAACAAGAAUACAGAAAGUGGAGCAUUUGUUUACGGAGCAAUGAGCUUUUUCGACAAACUUUCAAACGGAAUCGCUUAUCAGCUGAUCGAAUUAUGGACUCCCGCUUAUGACGCGCUCAAACCACACGAAGUAAGCGCGAUUUUUUAUCGACGAGUGAUGGUAUUCGUACCCGGAACAUGUCUGGUCCUUGCGUUUUUGGUUCUCUUAUCGCUGGCACCAUUUAAAAUAGGGGAGAGGAGACGUGCACGUCCUGAAGAUGAACAGGCAAUUAUGGAAGACCAAGAUGACAUCUACCCUGAAAUUGUAGAAUAACGAAGCUUUAAUUUGAUUAUUUAAAAUAAUUUAUCACUUUUCCUGUUGAUCAUGUUCUCUGAUGCAUUUCAAACGCAUAGUCUUGUUUGAUUUUAUUGGUUUUGAUCAAACUUAUCACUUUAAUAAUUAUCAUACGAAUCCUGUGAUAUUGAUAAUAAAGUUACAAUGAAUG
Messenger RNA from Caenorhabditis elegans, 1679 nucleotides. RefSeq names its product Major facilitator superfamily domain-containing protein 12 (gene mfsd-12). Gene Ontology annotation, biological process: carbohydrate transport. Gene Ontology annotation, molecular function: symporter activity. The coding region runs from base 2 to 1507 and encodes 501 amino acids. NCBI's taxonomy places the organism in Eukaryota, Metazoa, Nematoda, Chromadorea, Rhabditida, Rhabditidae. Gene Ontology annotation, cellular component: membrane. The transcript is spliced from 15 exons. The record is from RefSeq and is marked reviewed.